AACAAAUGCCAACCAAUCAUUUUAUGGCUAAGACCAUCACCAUGUGUCCUCCUCCUCUCCUUACCAAAAUGGCUAAACACAAAAACUCAAACAAUCCCAUAUCAAAAUGGCCAAUACCUAUCUCUCCGACCACAUUUUCCGGCCAAUCCCCUGCACUUCCCGGCGACUCAACCACACCGGAGGAAUUUCUCUCUCUCCUCCCAACAAUUCCAAAGCUAUAUCCGUAACUGUCAAAACUGGCCAAAAGCCCAAGUGGGUGGUUAGGCUGAGCUUGGUGGAGCAAAAUAUCCAGCCGAAAAAAUCAACAACGGUGGACGUUGAACGGCUGGUGGGGUUCUUGUACGAGGACUUGCCACACCUGUUUGAUGAUCAGGGGAUUGACCGGACGGCUUACGACGAACGGGUUAAGUUCAGAGACCCAAUCACCAAGCAUGAUUCGAUUAGUGGGUACCUGUUUAACAUUGCCCUGUUAAAGAAGCUCUUCAGGCCUGAUUUUCAGUUGCAUUGGGUUAAACAGACAGGACCCUUUGAUAUAACUACCAGAUGGACAAUGGUAAUGACGUUUGCUCUGCUGCCGUGGAAACCAGAAUUGGUUUUCACGGGGACUUCGAUUAUGGGCAUCAAUCCUGAGACCGGGAAGUUUUGCAGCCAUGUGGACUUCUGGGACUCUAUAACAAACAACAACUAUUUUUCUUCGGAAGGUCUAAUGGAUGUAAUAAAGCAGUUACGGAUAUACAAGACUCCAAAUUUGGACUCGCCAAAAUAUCAGAUACGUAAGAGGACUGCAAACUAUGAGGUCCGAAAGUAUUCUCCAUUCGUCGUUGUGGAAACAGAUGGUGACAAGCUUUCUGGGUCAUCUGGGUUCAAUGCAGUAACUGGGUAUAUCUUUGGGAAGAAUUCAACAAAGGAGAAGAUUCCUAUGACGACUCCAGUCUUCACUCAGGCAGUCGACAGUGAAAUGUCCAAAAUUUCCAUCCAAGUAGUUCUUCCAUCAGAAAAGGAAAUGACCAGUUUACCGGCUCCAGAUGAAGAAAAAACCAAAUUGAGGAAAGUGGAAGGAGGCAUUGCUGCAGUAUCAAAAUUCAGCGGAAAGCCUACGGAGGAUGUUGUUCGUGAGAAAGAGAAAUCACUACGCUCUAGUCUCAUCAAGGACGGUCUUAGACCUGAAACAGGUUGUUUGCUCGCUCGCUACAAUGAUCCUGGCCGAACAAAGAGCUUUAUGAUGGUAUGAAAACGAAGUCCCUUCAUCUUCAUGUUUUCAAAAGAAAUUGGAUAGAAAAUUGAACAUGUUUUUCAAAUUUUCCUUUCUCUUUCUCUAGAAACCAAACAAAGGAAAGAAAUUUUUUGAAACGUUCUCUUUCUUUCCCUGAGUUCCAAACACAGCCGAAAGCUUCAUAUAUUUUCCCUCUUUCGGUUGAAAUUGUAAAACCCAAUACCAUAUGGAAAUUCUGAACUUCAUUCCACUGAGGAUAUCCUUGUAAGUAUUUUCUUCACUGCAUGCAACAUCACUGAACCCCUUGUUGUAUGGUG
Molecule: messenger RNA, 1530 nt
Organism: Rhododendron vialii
Lineage: Eukaryota; Viridiplantae; Streptophyta; Magnoliopsida; Ericales; Ericaceae
Exons: 8
Coding region: 107-1231 (374 amino acids)
Source: RefSeq, a predicted model, not a curated record